AUGAGAAUCAAGAUGCCAGCUGUACGCAUCGCGCAAGCGGAUGCGGACAGCGCGGCAGAAGGUGGCGGGUCCCCCGUUCCAGGGGUGCCUGCAGACACCCUGACCUGUGGAGCCUGUCGCAGAGCCUUCGCCCUUGCAGACAUCGUACGCUUCAUUCAGCAUAAAGUAUCCUCCUGUGAUAAGGAUCUCACGUCCUACCACUGUUACAGUGCUGGACCAAAUUCCGACCCCGAAGAUGGAUCAAGACCAGGCCAGGUUUCAAGUGGGAGUACCAGCGCGCGGAGGCCGUCCCUUCUCACAGCAAGAAGGCCUCCAAGCAGCAGAGUGCACACUCCUCCCCUUGCCAGUCCUUCUAUGGCACCUCCCGACCUUUUAGAAGACGGAGGAGCAUCAAGCACACCUAAGAGGCUAUUGGAUGGUGACGUCGAAGUUUCAACGCCUAAAAGGCGAGCGUCAACAUCACCGAUGCCAUCAAGUUCCCCGGACGAAGACAUUAAGCCGAAGAUCAAACAAGAACAUAUGGACACCACAGGAUCACCUGAGGACCAAAAGAAAUCUAGAACUGAAGUUGCUGACGCAGAAUCGAAUACUAUGCAUAGUGAACCUAGCAACUAUGUGUGUUCGACGUGCAAAGCCCGCGUGCACUCCGCAUGGAGACUGCUGCAGCACGUGCAACACGUGCACGGUGUCAAGAUCUACGUAGAGGCAAUGCCCCAGCAGCAACCUAGCCGGCAAAACCACUCCACAUCGAGUACUUCCUCGUCAAGCUCAGGCUGUUCAUCCACUGGCGCACCACUCCCACCACCUUCAAUGCGCCAUCACCCUUUACUACCACCUCCAGAUAUGCACUCCCCGUUUGGGGUUGGUAGUUUACUCAGAAUGCCAUUACCAGGCAGCUUACCACCACUGGCUCAUCCAUCAGUUCCUCCUACGCCUUUGUUCGCAAGGCCAAAUCACCACGAUCACCGAUUUAGAGUGGAACAGCUAGUAUCAGAACAGUUCCGUCACCAUGGUCUCAACUUAGCAGCGGCAGCUGCUGCCGUGGCAGCAAACUCACUGCCACCACACCAGACAUUUCCAUCGCCGGCGGACCGACCACCAGUAGUUCCUACUUCAUUAUCGGGGCGUGAUAGAGCCCCACCCGUAUCUCAACCCCUUUCACUUGAACCCCAGCUGGAUUUUUACUCGCAGCGCUUGCGGCAACUGGCCGGUACGACCAGUCCAGGGGCGGCCACAGGCAAUUCCAGCUCUCCUAGCCCCAGGAAGCAUUCGCCUCCGUUCGCUUCCCCGUCGCCCUCCAGAGUCGGACAGACUCCUCCGGUGGGCGCCGGACCCGGGACGGUGGACGCGCCUCGCGAAGCUACGAGGCCGCACAGUUCAACUUCACCCGAACGUCGAAUUGAACCUCUAGCGGCAGACGCACCGCCAACAGAGCGACCUACGUCAACGCCACCAGUGAAACGUAACACAGAUGAAGGAGUACAUUCUUGUGAAUUCUGUGGUAAGAAAUUUAGAUUUGAAAGCAACCUAAUAGUCCAUCGUCGCUCACACACAGGUGAGAAACCUUUUAAAUGUACAGAAUGUGAUGAAGCUUUUGAAAAGGCCUCCAAAUUAAAGCGACAUAUGAAGAUUCAUAGAGCACCUGAUGCCAAUACGGAAGAUGGUGAAUCUGGUGGUGAUACAGGAGAAGACGAUUCUGAUGAUGAAUUAGAAGACGAAGAGUUGGAUGGAGAGGAAGAGGAGGAAAAUGAGGAUGGAGAUGACGUGGAAGAAGCAGAAGAUUUAACUGUUUCAAACAGCAGUGUGCCAUCCGCUCCAACCAGAAAACAGACUCCUAUAAUGCCAAAUAAUGCACCUAGUGCGUCUGUUGUUGGAGAAUUGAUGGACAAAUUUGGUCUAUCCAAUAUUGCUCAAUACAGCGAAGCUUUUAAACAAGCUUUACAAGAAUCAGGAAAUUCUCUGAAGUGGCAACUAGCUAAAGAUAGAGACAAUAACAACGGACCUCCUAGUGAUAAACCAAAUGGUAUGCCACCAACCGCUGCGUUGCGUUUGAAAGAGGAAUUUGCAAAGAUGCCUCCUCAACCUCAUCCACUAUUCAACCCUUUUGAAAAUCCUUUUGAAGCGUCUAAACGCAUAAAAUUGGACAUGGAUAGAGGUGAGGGGUGGUGGCUACCAACGUUGCAUGCGCAGAGGCCACCAGAAAAUAUAUUUGAUGGCCUCAAAAACAGCGGUAACGGGUUAUUACAGAACCCUUUAUUGAAAUCGAAAGAGGGACGACGAAAUGAUACCUGCGAGUUUUGCGGGAAAGUUUUUAAGAACUGCUCAAACUUAACGGUUCACCGGCGAUCCCACACGGGGGAGAAGCCGUACAAAUGUGAACUGUGCUCAUACGCGUGCGCACAGAGCUCCAAGCUCACGAGGCACAUGAAGACGCACGGACGACUGGGCAAGGACGUUUACCGGUGCAGGUUUUGCGAGAUGCCCUUCUCCGUGCCGUCGACGCUUGAAAAGCAUAUGCGAAAGUGUGUUGUGAAUCAAAGUAAUGGUGCUCCCUUAGCUCUAUCCGAUGACUCUAACGCGUGCCGCGACGAGGCUUCGUGA
Messenger RNA from Spodoptera littoralis (African cotton leafworm), 2601 nucleotides. The record is from the annotation of a GenBank genome assembly. Lineage: Eukaryota; Metazoa; Arthropoda; Insecta; Lepidoptera; Noctuidae.